AUGGAAAAUCAGAAACUAUUGGAUUUAGAAACCAAUUUAACAGAAAACGACCAGAAAACUAUUUUUUCGGACACUGAUGAUGGAUCUGAAGGCUUAAAACACAAAUAUGAAAAUGCUAUUGAUGAUGACCUUAUCAAUGUGCCAGAGAAAGUGGUUAAUGCUGAAAAGACAGCUCCACUUGAAAACACCUUUGAGGUAAUUGAUCAGGAAUCCAAACCAAUUCAUGAUGUCCAGGAAGAAGUUGAAGAUAACAACAUAUCUGACGAAGAAAAAGAUAACUUAUUUGAAGACGAUCCAGUGUCUAAUACAAAAGUCGAGGAUAUUCCAAAUCUCCCAAAAAUAGAAUCUCCUAAAGCAGAAGAACCAGAAAAUGAACCUGUGAAUACUGUACAACCCAAAGUAAAAACUUCAGAGACUCCAGAAGUUAUUCCAAAAGUGUCCACUAAAAAAGAUACUGAUGAAGGAGAUGUAUGUGACAUAAAGAUUGGACCUGAUGAACUAUUUUGUAGAAUCGGAUUAGAUAAAUGGUUUAAUCCCGAGAAAUUACCACCAAAAGGUAUGUUCUAUUAUUAA
Messenger RNA from Macrosiphum euphorbiae (potato aphid), 573 nucleotides. The record is from the annotation of a GenBank genome assembly. NCBI's taxonomy places the organism in Eukaryota, Metazoa, Arthropoda, Insecta, Hemiptera, Aphididae.